Molecule: messenger RNA, 1184 nt
Organism: Anopheles merus
Lineage: Eukaryota; Metazoa; Arthropoda; Insecta; Diptera; Culicidae
Product: tRNA (adenine(37)-N6)-methyltransferase
Exons: 5
Coding region: 73-1131 (352 amino acids)
Source: RefSeq, a predicted model, not a curated record
GCUGUCAAACGGAAUUGUUGAUUUGUUUACUUCUUUCCUCGUAGCUAUUUUGUGAUAAGUUUUGCAUCGAAAAUGUGUGAUUUAAAAAUAGAAUUUCUAAAAGCACAGCUGGCAACUGCUAGAAGUGAAAUCAAAAACUUAAGGCAGCAACUUUCCAACCUGCAGCACAUGCACACGAAAGAGAUUCAGAAUGUGAUGACAAUAUUGAAUGAUUAUCGGUGCGAUGGGUGCCGGGAAAAACAGCAACAAAAUGGACAGCGCCAAGAAAUGGAAAGCGCAACUAAUGAGGACGAUGCCGAUGUGUGCACAUUCAAGCCAAUAGGUGUAAUUAAAACGGUGUUCAAUGAAAAGCGGGCUGUACCGCGGCAGGCAAGUCUGGCAACGGCUUUGCUGAGCAGGAUAGAUAUAUCACCCAAAACAUUUAACAAUCCCGGCCACUCGCUUGACGGGCUGGAAAACUUUUCGCACCUGUGGAUCAUUUACUACUUUCACCGCAAUCCUAACCAUGCGAAAGCGAAAGUAGCUCCCCCACGACUAGGUGGCGAACGUGUUGGAGUGUUUAGUACGAGAUCGCCCCACCGUCCAUGUCCGAUUGGAUUAUCGCUGGUGCAACUGGAUCGGGUUGAAGAUUCCAAAGUGUACUUUCUCGGUACAGACAUGGUUGAUGGUACUCCCGUUUUAGACAUCAAACCGUACAUCCCACAGUAUGAUGUCCCGGUGAACCUCAAAGAGGCAGAGUUUUUAAACUCACGCGAAGCACCGGAUGGCGAGGAAACAACCCUGUUAGACAGGAAUCCGGCCACCUCAAAUGGGCAACCGUUGCCUAACGUAUCCGUACCUAAUUGGGUUCUGAACAGUUCGAGCUUAAACGUUAUGUUCAAUGCAAAUGCAGAAUCUCAACUUCAAGAGCUUCAAAUAGAAAAGAAUUCCAUUGUGGAUGUACUAAAGGCCGAUCCACGUUCUGUUUAUUUACGCACGAAGUAUGGAUCGCAAAUAUACACGUUUCAAUUAGGAGAUCAUACCGUCACGUGCAAAUUUGAUGAUCAAAACACCACCGUAACCGUCCUACAAGUAAGAGAUGUUGUAAACUUCCAAGAAAUGGAUGGGGAAUGCUCCUCAUCUAAUGAAUAAAAUGUGAAAUUACUAUGACAAAUACAUUGUCUAGUAGUGUAAUGUAUGCUUCA